Messenger RNA from Marchantia polymorpha subsp. ruderalis, 770 nucleotides. NCBI's taxonomy places the organism in Eukaryota, Viridiplantae, Streptophyta, Marchantiopsida, Marchantiales, Marchantiaceae. The record is from the annotation of a GenBank genome assembly.
AGCCAUAGUUUCCAAUUCGCUAACUUGUCAAUUAUCAGAAUCUCGUCGUUCGUCUCCAGUUUUCUAGCUUGGAAUCCAUCUACGUUGUGAGUCGAGCUCCUAUACAAUCAGAUUUCUGCUUCGUAUUAGAGAUCCGAGAUACUCUUUCAGAAGGGAAUUAAUAUCAGCCUCGGACAUAAUUCAGUCAUCUCUGAUCGUUCAUCUCAUACCAGGUGAGCCUAGAAGGGAUCAGGAUCAACGGUGAGAAUCAAGCUGCUGUAUUUUGUGUACUCCCUCCGGUGGUGUCACAGUCUGCCGCGACGAGUUCGAGUGUAGAUCGUGCUCAGACGCAACGAUCCUCCUAUCGAGAAGUGUGCACAACGUUCAGCUGCAAAACCUGCAUGCGCUCCAUGGUGCACAUUAUUGAGGUGGAUCAUCUCAUUUUCCCUGCAAGUGAUCGUCUCGACUGACAGCUGCGUACAAGUGGUACAUUCACAUACGAAAUUUCCGCAAAUAGAUUCUGGACUUCAAAGAACUCAAUCUUCACUGCCGAGAACUAUGUCAGGCAACGUUGGACAUGUUGCCUGUGGAUUGACUCGAACUUCAUCAAAAUCUAUUGGGAGAGAUAAGACCAGACAGACCUUCAAAAAGAGGCUCGACCCGCUCGAGGAAUUCAAAGAUAGUCCAUCAGCAGCGCCGCCGAAAACUCAGGGACAUGGGAACUGAAGGAAAGCUUUGAUCUUAGUUCGGUGGAGCAUUAAAUUACACGACUUCCAUUAAUCGUAUGCUAU